UCCUUAAAAAUUCCGUGCGUCAGUGGUUAGCCAAAAGUGCCAAUUACAUCCACACUUUAUAAGGCCUGAUAUCAGACCCGAGUUCGGGUCCGAGCAAGAGUAUUUUUCCGUUUCACCAAAUAUCAGCACAUCAUUUACAAUAUUCGAAAUGUAAAAAAAAUAUUCAUGUGCAAAAAUAUCAAACAUUGAUUAUUUUUGUCAAUUAGAGACAAAGUAUUUUUUACAUUUCAAAUAUUGUUAACGAUGUGCUGAUAUUCCGUGAAACGCAAAACGAUUAUCAGGCCCGAAAUCGGUCCCGAUAUCUGGAAGUGUGGAUGUAAUUGGCGCUUAAGGCCUCUCCAAAUGUAUAGGCCCGUCAAAUUUAAAAAAUGCAAGCGCGUAGGGUAAUCGUCCCAUAGAAAAUUUGAAUUGCGCUUUAAUCUACUGAAAAAAGAUGUUUGACCGGCUAUUAUAUUACCAACUUUUUUUCUGAUAUUUUUCUUUAUGUUUAUUGUUUUUCUCUGUCACUCUAAUUACGUCUUAGUAAGAGUAAAAGCGAUAAAUCUCCGCAAUUUGCGAAUUUCGGUAUUUGCGGUAGGCCCCCUGUUUUCUGUAUGUUGUCAGGAAUGUUAAAACCACGUUAAAACACGGUUAGUGCGUGGUUUUAAUUUUGUCGCAUUGCUUAAUGUUAUGGUAAUUGCUCUGGUAUAUGGUGACUGAGUUUCGUUGAUUAUAUUAUUAAUUAGUUUGGCUUGGCUGUGGAAAUUCGAACGCACAAUGCACCGACAAACGAACGCCAUGAAAAUGAUCAAUAUUGAGAAGAAGGGCUCCACUUCAUUGAAGCUUGGCUUCUCAAUUGAUGCACUAGCAUAUGGCAGCUACAUAAGCCAUAUCUUUGAUAUUCAUAACAUAAUAGACAUACAAUUUCUUCUCAAACAACAUGAAGGCAAUGAAAUCAGUUAUUUCAUCUGCACAAAAAAAGCUGACUCAGCCAGUACAAGCAAUUUAAUAAUUAAGAUUCGAAUAACCUGCAAGAAAACUGCGCACAACUGCUAUUUGACAUGUAAAGAUCACUGGAGCCAGUGGCAAGCUAUGGGAAAAGAUUUAUCAAAUGACUCAAAAAAAUACCUUAAUCUCCAUUUCACUUUAUCUAUCACUUCUAAAAGAAAAGAUGAAGUUACAACGAGCCUUCAUGAAGACAAACUAUUUACCGACUUUCAAUUAAGAGCAGCUGACGGCAGUGUUGCAGUACACAAAGCACUUUUAGCUGCGAAUAGUCCAGUAUUUAAGACUUUGCUUAGCGGACAAUGGAAGGAGACAACUGAAGGCUGCCUACAAGUGAAAGGAGUGACUCUCUGUACACUUAACCAGCUCAAAGACUACAUGUAUUUGGGGGUUAUGCCUGACAGUGAUGUUUCUUCACUUCUCCUAUUAGCAAACUACUACCUAAUUGAUACCCUAAAAAAAGAAUGUAUCAUAAAAAUCGCUCAAAGCGUGACGUCUGAGAACUUAUACAAAUUAUUAGAAUUUUCUACACGUAAUCAGAUCCCAGAAUUGACAUAUGCAAUACUUGAAGCUGUGCCAAAAUAUAUGGUGAAAUUAGCUCAAAAAAUAAAGGUCUCAAAAAGCUAACCAUUAGACAUAUUUAGUAUAGAAAAUCAGUUAAUGAUGAUCAAACAUUUUUGAUUUUCAUAAAUAUUUUAUAAUGAAGCUGUUGAUUAUACCAAAGUAAAUUAUUCUUAGAUUGGUACCUAUUGUUUAAGUAGGAAUAUAAUUUAUUUUAAAGACAAGGAAAUAUGCCAAGUUGUUUAUUAGGACAUAUUGAUAUGUG
This is a messenger RNA of Cydia pomonella (codling moth), 1810 nucleotides long. RefSeq lists its product as uncharacterized. Gene Ontology annotation, molecular function: ubiquitin protein ligase binding. Gene Ontology annotation, biological process: proteasome-mediated ubiquitin-dependent protein catabolic process; regulation of proteolysis. The transcript is spliced from 2 exons. The record is from RefSeq and is a predicted model, not a curated record. NCBI's taxonomy places the organism in Eukaryota, Metazoa, Arthropoda, Insecta, Lepidoptera, Tortricidae. Gene Ontology annotation, cellular component: cytoplasm. The coding region runs from base 757 to 1611 and encodes 284 amino acids.